This is a messenger RNA of Aspergillus chevalieri, 1182 nucleotides long. RefSeq lists its product as uncharacterized. The transcript has a single exon. Gene Ontology annotation, cellular component: mitochondrion. The record is from RefSeq and is a predicted model, not a curated record. The coding region runs from base 1 to 1182 and encodes 393 amino acids. Gene Ontology annotation, molecular function: Y-form DNA binding; crossed form four-way junction DNA binding; DNA endonuclease activity. NCBI's taxonomy places the organism in Eukaryota, Fungi, Ascomycota, Eurotiomycetes, Eurotiales, Aspergillaceae.
AUGCACCUCACACGCCCGCUCUGCCAACCCCAACUCUGGCAAAAAACUCUCCCAACCCUCAAAUCUGCACAUCUCAAAAGCAUCGCCCAAGCAACGGGGAUCAAAUUUGCAGGGACCAAAGCCACCGUUCUAGAACGGAUACAGGGAGAAUUGUCAAGACAUGAAGCGGGGAAGAAGCAGAAAAGCGAAAAUGAUCAAAAUCAAGACAAGGGCCUGAGCGUGCUGAGCAUCGACAUGGGGAUUCGGAAUCUAGCCUUUGCGCAUCUAACAGUAUCCCCAUCAUCUUCUCCAACUUCAAAAUCAGCGAAAAAAUCAGAGGUCACACUGAAUGCAUGGCACCGCAUAGACAUCAGCGCCAACCAACUCUCCACAUCCACAUCCACAUCCACAUCCCCAGGACCCAUAGACACAUCGAUACCGAAAUCUGAAAGAAGAGUACAAGAAAAAGAACAAGAAAAAGAAGCCCAUACCAUGAACGAAAUAUACACUCCAGACUUCUACGCCCAAAACGCCUACGCCUUUCUCAUCACACUCAUGGAAAAGUACCAGCCCACGCACAUCCUCAUCGAGCGCCAGCGGUUUCGCUCCGCGAGCGGUGUCGCGGUGCAGGAGUGGUCGUUGCGCGUGGGUGUGUUUGAGGGCAUGCUUUAUGCGGUGCUGUAUACUCUAGCUAGACAGCGGCGGCUGAGUCUUUCUUCUCACGAGCCAGCGCCGUUCAGUGGGUUUUUCGGGUCUGGGAAUCUCGUUGAUUUUGGACCCGGGCCUGUUGUUCAUGGGAUAGAGCCUUCGCGGGUGCUGCGCUACUGGGGUGAACGCAUGGGCUUCAAGAACGUUUUCCUCGAGGGGAAGGAGAAGAAGACUGCCAAGGAUGGUAAAAAGGUUAAGAUUGAUCUUGCGGGGCACUGGCUCGAUCCUGAGCAUCCCAUAACGGGCAAAGUUGACGAGGACGGGGGCUUGUCGACGGAUCUUAUUGUCGGGGAUGAUGUCGGGUUGAAUGAGACUUUGCAUGCUUAUUUGGCAAAGUGGCAUAAGAAGCGUGGGAAGGAGAAGGGGAAAGAUAUCGGGAAGUUGGAUGAUUUGGCGGAUUGUCUUGUGCAGGGAAUGACUUGGUUGGAGUGGCAGGUUAUGAGAGAUAGGAUCUUGAGAGAGGGCGUUGAUUUUUUUUUAGAAAAUGGGAAUUGA